Scomber scombrus (Atlantic mackerel) is the source of this 2410-nucleotide messenger RNA. Its product is annotated as rab5 GDP/GTP exchange factor-like. The transcript is spliced from 9 exons. The record is from RefSeq and is a predicted model, not a curated record. Gene Ontology annotation, biological process: vesicle-mediated transport. Gene Ontology annotation, molecular function: DNA binding; small GTPase binding; guanyl-nucleotide exchange factor activity. Lineage: Eukaryota; Metazoa; Chordata; Actinopteri; Scombriformes; Scombridae. Gene Ontology annotation, cellular component: endocytic vesicle; cytosol. The coding region runs from base 271 to 1689 and encodes 472 amino acids.
GUUGCACAGCUUUGACAGCAGCUGAUCUCGGCAGCUGACUGGACUUCAUGUCGUCAACCUUUAAUGUUUUUUUAUAGUUUGUCUCACAUUUUCACCUCCGCGCUUUCUUUUUUCACUACAUCUCAUUUAGCGACGUGUGAAGGAUUGUCGUAGGGAGGAGUUUGUGACGAUUAAGACAGCAGAAAGAGGAAAAAUAGCACAUCGAUAAGGAAGCGGCAAGUUAUGAUUUCACCAGCUGACAGUUGGGAGUAAUAUAAUAAGAGCUCUACAAUGUGGACAGACAAGCAAAGAGGAAUCAGAGUUUCUCAGGAGGAGCUGCUCUGCAAGAACGCCUGUGGGUAUUAUGGAAACCCUGCAUGGCAAGGUUUCUGCUCCAAGUGCUGGAGAGAGAGAGCCCGUCCAGAUGGAGCCGAGAGACAAGAUACAAGUUCAAGACCAAGCAAUGAUGGAACUCCUCUCACCUUCUCCAAAUUUGAGGAGAAGAAAAGUACAGAAAAGAGCCGUCGAAUUAACACUAUGAGGAGGCUCUUUUGGGGUAGCCCAUCACCUCCCAAACGUCAAGAGUCUUCUGAAAGCCAUGCAAAUGUGUUAAAAGCCUUCCAGAGCCUUGAGCCUGGAGACUUUACUGGUUUCCUGAAGAUACUUCGGAGCCCACCCUCCCAGCGCUUGCAGUCCCGAUGUACAGCUUUCCUCAAAACAAUGGAGGCUUACCAUGAUCUGCCGGUACAGAAACAGUCAGAUCUUGUGCAGGAUUUCUACCAGUCCUUCGCUGAAUAUUUUAGCAGUUUUUCCGAGGCACAGGUCACUCAGAUAAUGGAGCACGUGGAGAAGUUGAUAAUGACACGGUUGCAUAAAUGGGUUUUCUGUCAUGACAGCUGUGACGAUGAACAGAAAGACCUGGCUCUUCAGAGGAGGAUACGUUCAUUAAACUGGGUUACUCCGCAGAUGCUGAGUGUACCCUUUCCUGAAAAAAACACCACAGUUACAGGUGACCCCUUUCUUCCAGCUAUAACAGCCAUAAUUGAGAUGGAUGCCAAACGAGCGCCUCAGGACAAACUGGCAUGUGUGUCCAAAUGUAGUCAGCAUGUCUUCGAAGCGCUCUCCAGCUCCAGCAGUGAGCCCGCUAAUGCUGAUGACUUCCUGUCAGGCCUGAUUUAUGUGGUGCUGAAGGCCAAUCCGCCUCGUCUACACUCCAACAUGCAAUAUGUGAUUCGUUUUGGUCUCCCUCACAGUCUAAUGGCGGGAGAGAGCGGCUACUAUUUCACAAAUUUGUCUUGUGCAGUGGCCUUCAUUGAGAAACUGGAUGGACCAGCACUCAACCUCAGUCCAGAAGAGUUUGACGGCUACAUGCUGCGUCAGCCAGCUCCCUUUGCACGAAGCAAGAGGCUGAAAGUUACCACUGAAACACAACACCUAUUAGAGGAGCUGCAGGGCAGACAAGAGAAGCUGGAUCAAGGAGUGGAUGCUCUCAAUGUGCAGCUACAAAAGUGGGUGCAAACAGUUAAUUCCCAACUGGAUGAGGCCACAGCCCAGUUUGCUCUGGUGCAGAAGGAGAUAACCGCUCAAGCAGAGCACUCAGAGCACUCAUCUUCAUCUCAUGACACAGAGCAACAGGGGGAUGACACUGAAGACCAGAUGGUGCUGCUGCUUUCAGAUAAACAUGCAGGUCCUGAAGUUACAGAAUGUUAGCUAUUUAAAAAGAAACAUCUAAUCUGGUACUUGACUUUUUAAAAUCCUCAGCACUAACGUUUAUAGGUUGCAGAAGAAACACAUGUGUAUUCCAGUGCCACAUUCACACAAGUUUUAACCAUAGAAAGCUGGGAAUUUGUAAGCCAUUUGAACAUGAAGGAAAUAUUGAUAAAGGACACUUUUUCCAUUGAUAGCAUGGGGGCUUUUAAUGGCUUUAACAUAAUAAUUUGCACUUGUUUCCUAUUUGAGGAUGAAGGUCAUUACACACACAUUCCAAUUAACAGUAAUGUAUGCACAAAUAUUGAUCAGAAGUCAUAUUUAAGCACUCAGGUUACACAGCACUUAAAGAUAUUGUCUAACACUUUAAGGGUGCUUAUUUAAAAGCUUUUUCUUUUAGUGUAUGUCAAUGUGCCUUUAAAUAAACUGCUGUGAAAUGAAUACAUAUGCUAGGGGAGAAAGUGUUAGAUCGCAGUUGAUCCACUUAGACCACUACAAGUCACAGGGUGUAUUUAGUUAAAUCAGGUUUUUUGAGUUCUACGUUGCCUUCACUGUCUGUAUGAGGAGGAAAUAACUGGUGCAAAACAAUUGUAUUUAUUUUACCACCUGUAUUAGUGUGGAGUAGGUACAUGUUUUAUUGACAUCUUUGAAGAAAUUAAAGGAGUUUAUGUUAUGAUAAAAGAUUGUAUUCAAUAUUAUAUUAAAGAUUAAAUAUAUGAUUUAA